Mercenaria mercenaria is the source of this 6600-nucleotide messenger RNA. Its product is annotated as SCO-spondin-like. The record is from RefSeq and is a predicted model, not a curated record. The coding region runs from base 110 to 4855 and encodes 1581 amino acids. Lineage: Eukaryota; Metazoa; Mollusca; Bivalvia; Venerida; Veneridae. Gene Ontology annotation, cellular component: membrane. The transcript has 27 exons.
CCGUAGAAACAUGACUUAAUCUGAGAUUUAUUACGUCAAGAAAUCUUCUUUCUCUUCUUCUAAAAUUCACUUUAGUUGUAGUUAGGAUUUUACCAGACUUAUACAAACAAUGAAAACGGUUAUUGUAACAUUGCAAAUUUUCUUUUUAAUGACUCUCGCGUUUUUUGCAAGAGCUAGUGAAGAUAAACAAAUAUAUGAAUUUACGCGAAAUGUGAGUUUGUCGUUUCCGGGGAAACGAUUAGUCGGGCAUGUUUUUGAGGAAUUUUCAACCAAGAAACAGGUUAUUCAUUGUGCGUACGAGUGUCUGAAGUCCAGUCGUUGCCACUCGUUCAAUUACAAGCGUGAGUUUCUCGUGUGCCAGCUUAACGAUGGCGAUCACUUGGAAUUUAACGGUAGUUUGGUGACGGAAGUGAACGGCACGAGCUACGAGUACCACCACCGAGAGGCCUUUGGUCUUGAAAAGGAAGCUCUUGGUCCAUGUGCUGAAGACCCGUGUGAAAAUGGCGGCCGUUGCUUGGAUACCGUAAACUGGAAAAUGGAACGUACAUACUUCUGUAUUUGUACGGACGAGUGGAUGGGCUACAAUUGUGAGACACAAAAGAACCGUAUCGACUGGGAUGACUGGGAAGAAUGGGGCACCUGUUCGGUCACGUGUGAGACCGGCUGGACAACCCGACGGCGUCGGUGUAUGGACGUUGUGACUGGGGAAACAAUGUCGUCCUCUGAAUGUUAUGGACGGGAGGUAGAAUACCAGUCAUGCACUUUGCAGUCUUGCCCGCGUUGGCUAGAAUGGUCUCAAUGGGACAGGUGCAGUACAGACAACACGUGCGGUCAAGGGACAAUGCAGCGAUACAGGAACUGUUCGAACGGUGGCAUUCCCGGCAAGGAUAGAUACUGUCUGGGUUUCACAACAGAAACUGCUCCCUGCAGGGGCAUCAACUGCCGAGGAAUGUUAACAAUAAAUGAUAUUGUGAAUCACGGUGACGGCAGGAUAGAAAUAUUCAAUGACUUUGACGGCAUUGGAAUGUCAAUUUGUGCAGACAGUAACUGGACUUAUUCUGAGAUCGAUGUGGCAUGUAAGCAGAUCGGAUUCCAGGGAGCGUAUAUUGACGCAGUGAAUAACAGCUACAGUGCCUCCUCCCUCCCUUACGGAAGUGACGCGUACGAACUGCACUGCACAGGCCAAGAGAGAUGGAUUCAACAAUGCCCCCGUGAACGUUUGAAGCAGUGCGACAGGCUAGCUGGUAUCCAGUGUAAAGUCCGAGGCGGCUGGAGCCUGUGGAGUGGGUGGGAUGAGUGCUCGGUUACAUGUGAAAAUGGUACGCGUACAAGGACACGUGACUGUAAUCAUCCGCCACCAAAUUACGGCGGGACCGAAUGUCCUGGCGAAGACACACAGUUGAAACCAUGUACAAAAGUCAUGUGUCCAAUCGAUGGAGUUUGGGCCACGUGGUCACCAUGGAGCGAAUGUGACGUCACCUGUGAGAAUGGUACCCGGUUUAGAACAAGGGCUUGCACUGGUCCAUUUUACAAUGGCGCAAAAUGUCCAGGACCAGACAAUGAGGUUGAGGAUUGUUUCCCGAAAAUGUGUCCAGUUGACGGAGUUUGGGAAGACUGGGUGCCAUGGACGGAGUGCUCACAUACGUGUGGUUAUGGCAACAGAAACAGGUCUCGCACCUGUUAUGGUCCGUUUUAUGAAGGGUUAGAUUGUCAAGGAAGUCCUGACGAAAUUGAAACCUGUAAUGCCUUUUCAUGUCCAGUUGACGGAGAUUGGAAGAUGUGGACUAACUGGGGAGAUUGCAGUGUCACUUGUGGAGGAGGACUGCGUAACAGGACCAGAGAAUGUAUCGAACCUGAGUUUGGAGGAGCUUCAUGUGUAGGUCCCGCUGAGGAAGCAGAGCCGUGCAAUGAACACAACUGCCCGAUCGAUGGUGCGUUUUCGGAAUGGGAAUUGUGGAGUGAGUGUUCUGUCACGUGUGCCAAUGGUACCCGGUUCCGAACCCGCGAGUGCUUUGGACCGUUUUUUGGUGGAGCAAAUUGCACGGGACCGUUAAAUGAAGAGGAAGUCUGUAUUACAAAAGAAUGUCCAGUUGACGGAAUUUGGGAUUCGUGGCAACCGUGGCAAGAAUGCAGUGUCACGUGUGGUGGUGGGCGGAAGUUGCGUCAGAGGGUAUGCAUUGGUCCGUAUUUUGGCGGAGCACAAUGUGAGGGACCAGAAGACGACAUUGAGGAUUGUAACACUCACGAGUGUCCGGUUCACGGAGUAUGGAAUCCGUGGACAUUGUGGACCGAUUGUAGCACAACUUGUGAGAACGGGACACGUACCAGAAACCGGACAUGUGACGGACCGUAUUACGACGGGGAUGACUGUGCUGGAGCAGGUCACGAAAUAGAAAAUUGUUUCCUUCGUUGGUGUCCCGUGGACGGUGUCUGGGAAGAAUGGACUGCUUGGGACAAUUGCCCAGUGUCAUGUGGUGGAUCGGUACAAAACCGGACACGUGGUUGUAUCGGACCCUUCCACGAUGGUGCAAAUUGCACUGGGCUGACUGAAGAAUCUCAGGAUUGUAAUACAGAUCCAUGUCCAGUUGAUGGAGCAUGGACGCUUUGGUCGAAAUGGAACGAAUGCAAUGUCACGUGUGGAGGCGGAACUUCAAGUCGUUUCCGGUUUUGUUCUGAGUCUGCGCACGGGGGAUCAAACUGUACAGGACCAUCAGAAGAGUUUAGAGACUGCAACAUUCAUGAAUGUCCAGUUGAUGGUGUGUGGGAGGCUUGGAGCAACUGGACAGAAUGUACUCGCACUUGCGGCACUGGUGAGCGACAGAGAUUUAGGGACUGCGAUGGGCCAUACUACGGUGGUGCAAAUUGUACAGGACCUUGGGAUGAACAAGAGACUUGCAACACACAUGAGUGUCCAGUGGAUGGCGUCUGGAAAGAAUGGGCGUCAUGGAGCGCGUGCAAUGUCACGUGUGGCGGAGGAACGCGCUGGAGGUCACGUGAUUGUGAAGGACCAUUCUACGGCGGGGCUGAAUGUCCGGGACACAAUAUGUCAACUGAAGCUUGCAACACUCAUGAAUGUCCGGUCGAUGGAGUAUGGACCGACUGGACCGGUUGGGAAGAAUGUUCUGUCACGUGCGGCGGUGGAAACCAGUCCCGAUUCAGGAAUUGUACGGGACCGUUUUACGGUGGAGCAAAUUGUACUGGCGCUUUUGACGAAACAAGGGACUGCAACACGUUUGAGUGCCCAAUUGACGGUGUGAUGUCUCAGUGGUCAGGAUUCUACGCUUGUAACGUCACAUGUGGCGGUGGAAUACAGUGGCGUAACCGGACAUGUAUCGGUCCGUUCUAUGGCGGCGCGAACUGUACUGACCCUCUAGAGGACUCGAGAGAUUGUAACAGCCAUAACUGUCCAAUCGAUGGUGUUUAUAAUUUAUGGUCACCUUGGGAAUCAUGUGACGUCACUUGCGGCGGCGGUAUACAGUGGAGAAACCGGACAUGUGAUGGCCCUUACUAUGGCGGGGCCAAAUGCGAAGGACCCGAUAAACAAAAUCAAACGUGCAAUGAUUUCUUCUGUCCUGUGGACGGAGUUUGGGAGCCAUGGACGGACUGGGACGAGUGCAGCGUUACUUGUGGUGGCGCUGUCCAUUCUCGAUACAGGAACUGCACUGGUCCUUUCUACGGAGGGGCAAAUUGCUCAGGCCCUGCAAAGGAGAGCAGGGACUGCAACACGCAUCAUUGCCCGGUCGACGGCGAGUUUAAAACGUGGGGAUCGUGGUACGAGUGUAACGUCACGUGUGGCGGAGGCAGACAGUGGAGAAAUCGGUCAUGUGAAGGUCCGUUCCACGGCGGCGCCGAAUGCGCAGGCCCAUUUAACGACUCCCAAGCUUGUAACGAACAAAACUGUCCGAUUGACGGAGUUUGGGAAGAAUGGCAGGCUUGGCAAGGCUGCAGUGUCACUUGUGGUGGAGGUCAAAGGUUGAGAGAUAGGAUAUGUGAUGGCCCUUACUAUGGUGGUGAGGAAUGUGACGGACCAACACAGGAAUCCGGAGAAUGUGGAACUGCGUAUUGUUUGAUACCUGGAGACUGGUUCCCGUGGUCGGAAUGGACUCUAUGUACGGUUACAUGUAACAGUGGAUCAAGAUAUCGCAAUCGAACUUGCGACUGGGAGUCUUAUGGGGACCUUACCGACGCCUGCCAGGGUCCUAAAGAGGAAGUCGGACACUGCCAUACUUUUCCAUGUGAACCACUAGCUAUACACUGUGCAGACUGGGCUUCGAGAGGUUUGAACCAAAGUUGUAUUGCUGAUGUAGACCCAGACGGGGAAGACAGUGUGUACGGACCUGUGCAAGUAGAAUGUGACUUUGACACAGAACCUGGAAAAGCUGUUACGAUUAUACAUCACGACCAAGAGAAUACAACACAAGUACAAGGUUACGAGGGUGCAGGAAUGUACGAGGCAAUUCUGACAUACACCACCGGGUGGGGUGAAGCUAUUAAAAUAGUCGACGAGUCUAGCGAGUGUGCGCAGUUCAUGCGAUGGGAUUGCAAGGCAGCCAUCAUCCAUAAUCCAUUUGACCCAGAUACCUUGACCACUUUCUGGAAGAACCGAACUGAACAAUCACCUGGUUACUUUGGUGGUGCCACACCCGGAAGUGGUAACUGUGCUUGCGGAGAAACGAAUUCCUGUUUUAAUACAUCUUUACCAUGUAACUGCGAUGUAAAUGACGCUGUUUGGAGAUUUGACGAAGGUUUUGUCACAAAUAAAGCCGAAUUACCAAUUCACUCGUUUUAUGCUGGGGACACAGGUGCCCCCUACGAAGCAGGCAUAAUGACUUUGGGACCCUUGCUAUGCCACUAGGUUACCCUCGGGAGUAUAUCACAUCAUUUUAUGACAUCUAUCUUCUUCAUAAUAUGGAUCUCUAUUUCUAGUUAUACCACAACUUGUAUGCAUGGUGCGUUUGCAUGUUUCUAUGUGUAUAUGUGUAUGUAUUUUGCACAUUUAGCAACGCUCAAAACAACAUAAAUCUAUAACUAUCUCUGCGAGUUGUCACAAGGCAGCUACAUUGAAAGGAAGGCUAAGCAAAAGCUUGGCAGGUUAGGAGCUAGAACAGGAGCUACAAAAUAAGUUCUUUUCAGGUAAAGUAAGUCACGAGGAAGGAUGGAUCACUCUCGGUCCUGUUUUAUGUGAAGGCUUUGAUAAAAGCAAUUGAACAAACAAACAUAAAAACAACAAAACCUGUUAACGGUAAUCCAGUACUAUAGUUACCAGGUGAUUGAUAACACCAUUAUGUUUGAAGUUAACUUAAAAAGGCAUUGCGUAACAAAUGAAUGUCUUUAUAAAAACGAAACAGAAACUCACUUCCGGUUAAAUGUUUUGGAUUAAAAUAUGAAAUUGCACGUAGGAUUUUAGAAACCAUUUUUACACACCUUUCGUACAUUUUGAUAGGAAGGAAAGAUUAAGCCUGAAAGAUAUAUUUGACAGACCAAAUUGUUCGUUUAAACAUUAAGAGAAAGUACUAACGUUUUUGUUAAAUUCACUGCAUGCACAAUUUCUUCCCUAAUAUUUCCCCUUACAAAAUGGAAAUCUGAAAGUACAUGCUAGCGAGGUUUAUGAUGUGCGUUUUCUAUGGACAUUGCUGUGUCCGUAUGUAACACAUUUCUUGCAUCUGAUUGGACCGCAAAGCAAGCUGGAACACUAUAUUUUGGACAUUUGCGCAUUUUUGGCUGCCGCGCUUGAAAUUUUUCUGUGACAUUUUAGCUGCUGUUUAGUUAUUUUUUAUCACGUACUUGACGACAGCGAUUUAUCCCUCAUAAUUCGGACUCAAAAUGGAAGAAAAAUCACAGGAUAUAUGACGUCAUCAUCGAUGGACAUUUGUAAAAAAGUCAUCUAAUUUUCUUGGACAUGGACAAUUUACUUACACAGACAGGAUUGAAUUAUAGAUGUUCAAAUAUGAAAAAAAAACUGUUUUUGUUAUUUCAAAUUUUAUUCAUUAACUUGUUUAUUAUUUCAAAUAUUUUAUCAUAUUGUUGAAAAUAGUUGUUUUUGAUUUGUAAUUGAUUCAACUAUUAAUCGUUAACGUUAUAUAUAUAUAUUUGUUGCCUUGUUUGUUAUUAAAUUUGUAAUAGAACUUCUCUGAAAAUAAAAUGUUGUAGGAAUAGAGCUCUGCUGAUAAUACACCUCUUAUUUGUAUAUGAAUGAAAAUAUUCUGUAAAAAUUAGUCUUGUUUAGGUUUGGAAUCUUUUUCGGACAAAAUUAAAUUGAAACAAUUCCAAGCAGCUUGUAAUAGAUAAAAUAAAGCAGUCUUUUUACUAUGAUUUUACUGUUUGCGCUGACGGAAGUAAGCUGUAGUAACCCAACAUGAUAAAGACCAGUUAAGGACAGAAAUAUCUGCUGCAACAUGAUUUUGGAUAAACAAAUAUCUGCAGACAAAAAUAGACGCUUUUUAUCAAUAUCUUAAUAAGUAGCACCAAAAUGUUCAAAAUAAUGAUGUGGCCACCUGUGGUAACUGAAAACUGAUUUUACAGGAGGGAGAAUAAUUAAUAUGUCCAGUCUAUUUCCGCUAUAAUAAUUAAAGCACUACUUGAAAUAUUAGAUCCUAAAUC